Molecule: messenger RNA, 1461 nt
Organism: Didymella exigua CBS 183.55
Lineage: Eukaryota; Fungi; Ascomycota; Dothideomycetes; Pleosporales; Didymellaceae
Product: UPF0052-domain-containing protein
Exons: 4
Coding region: 1-1461 (486 amino acids)
Molecular function (GO): LPPG:FO 2-phospho-L-lactate transferase activity
Source: RefSeq, a predicted model, not a curated record
AUGGCCUCCGCACCUGACUUCUUCCUUGCCCUAAACAGCAGCAGCAGCAGCACAUCGACCCCAACGACCAACGGCCCCCUGAGAGCCAAAGGCAUUGUCGUAUUUUCUGGAGGAAGUGCUGCAAACAAUCUGGUCGAUGUCUUCAACACCGUGCGAGAAGACAAGACGUGUCCCUUGAGCUACGUGAUCCCUAUCAGUGACAACGGCGGGAGCUCCUCUGAGCUUAUACGCGUCUUCGGAGGCCCUGGUAUUGGUGAUGUACGGAGUCGUCUCGUGCGUCUGAUUCCAGAUGAUCCGGACAACGACGAAAGCGAGAAAGCCGCCAUCAAAGCUUUCUUCAAUCACCGAUUGCCAAAAGAGCACGUCUCAGCAAAGCAAGAAUGGCUUCAGAUCGUAGAAGCUCAGCAUCCAAUCUGGACCAACAUCUCCACGGCGAAGAAGGAGCUGAUACGUUCGAUGCUCAACCACGUAGCAUUCGAGAUCAUCAAACGCCUCAGGCCGUCUUCCACUUUUGACUUCUCAGGUGCGAGUAUCGGAAAUCUGUUCCUAACUGGCGCCCGCCUCUUCACCGGCUCCUUCGAAUCCGCCAUCUACCUCCUCUCCAGCAUCUGCUCCGUACCCUCGCACACCUCAGUACUCCCUGCCAUAAACACAAACUUCUCGCACCACAUCUCCGUCGGCCUCGCAGACGGCACCACCAUCAGCGGCCAAAACUCAAUCUCCCAUCCCUCCCAGUCCACAGCCCUAGACGCCCUCUUCCCCCCAACCCGCGACGAAGUGGAAGAACACGACCUUAUCGAAGACGCUAACCUGCCCGGCUCGCUCCCCACGCUGCGAAAACAGUACAUCGCCUUCUCCAAAGCCGCCGAGGAAGAGCUCCCCGCCCGCAUCGAGCGGCUGUGGUACAUCAACCCGUACGGCCAGGAAAUCCGCCUCGCCGCGAACCCCGCCGUGCUGGGCGCGCUGUCCUCGGCGCAAGCAGUCAUAUACAGCAUCGGGUCGCUGUAUACAUCCAUCGUGCCCUCGCUGGUGCUAAAAGGGAUCGGCGCCGCGCUCUCGCAGCCCUCGAUACGCGUCAAGAUCCUGAUACUCAACUCGACGCUCGACCGCGAAACAGGGCCCUCGUCCGCGCCCUACACGGCGCUGGACUUUGUUGCCGCAAUCGCAAAGGCUGCGCUGAACAGCCAGAACGCGUUUCCGCCCGAGGCCCCGCGAGACCGCUACCGCGACUUCGUCACCCACGUCAUCCACCUCGCGGGCCCGGGGACGCCCGCCGUGGAUGCGGGUGCCCUGCGCGCGCUGGGCAUCGAGGCGAUUCGCGUCUACGGGCGGCGGGACGCCGACGACGGCGUGGUCAGGUACGAUGAGAGAGCGCUGGUGCAGGCCCUGGAGGUGACGCUGGGGAAGCGCGAUCCGCGCGUCGUGUCGCGGCGGAACACGGUGGAUGCUGGGAGGGGAUGA